Molecule: messenger RNA, 2008 nt
Organism: Tauraco erythrolophus (red-crested turaco)
Lineage: Eukaryota; Metazoa; Chordata; Aves; Musophagiformes; Musophagidae
Source: RefSeq, a predicted model, not a curated record
GUGUGCAGAAGGCUAUUUUGGACAACCUCUAAUACCAGGGGGAUCGUGUCAGCCAUGCCAGUGUAAUGACAACCUUGACUUCUCCAUUCCUGGCAGCUGUGACAGCUUGUCUGGUGCUUGCCUGAUAUGUAAGCCAGGUACAACAGGCCAAUAUUGUGAGAAGUGUGCUGAUGGAUAUUUUGGUGAUGCUCUUGAUGCAAGGAACUGUCAACCCUGUCACUGUCACACCAAUGGCUCCUUCUCGGAGAUCUGUGACUCUCGGACGGGCCAGUGUGAGUGCAAAGCCAACGUGAUCGGGCGCCGGUGUGACGUCUGCAAGCCCAGCUUCUUCUGGGCUCCAGAAAAGCUGUUUUGUAUACCCUGUGGCUGCAGUGCUUUAGGAUCCAUGUCACUGCAGUGUGACAUGUCAGGAAGAUGUAUCUGCAAAUCAGGAUUCAUGGGCAGACGCUGUGAAAUCAGCAGACAAGUGCCUAAAUUGAAAGAAAACGCACGAAGCAGUCAGCAGAUCCGAGUCCCCCCUCGGAGAUGGGGCAUCAGCAGUGCCAGUGGGUGCCCACGGGGUGCUUACCGGCCUGCCACUCCGCCUGAAACAUUUGGCUUACAAUCCUCAAGAGGCUGUGUUCCCUGCAACUGCAACUCUUUUGGUUCCAAGUCCUUUGACUGCGAUGGAGAUGGACAGUGUUAUUGCCAGCCUGGAGUGACAGGAAAGAAGUGUGACCACUGUGCUCAUGGAUUUUACAACUUUGAAGAAGGAGGCUGUACUCCCUGUGACUGUUCACGUUUUGGUAAUAACUGUGAUCCCGUCAGUGGCCGCUGUAUCUGCCCUCCUAAUACUGUUGGAGAGAUGUGUGACAAAUGUGCACCAAAUUACUGGGGCCAUGACAUUGUCAGUGGCUGCAAGCCUUGUGACUGCAGCCUCGUUGGAGCCCUGAGUUCUCAGUGUGACUUAAAUACAGGCUGUUGCUUCUGCCACCCUGAAUUCUCUGGGGAUAAAUGCACUGAGUGCAGGUUGGGUUACUGGAAUUAUCCACAAUGCGUUGCUUGUCAGUGCUUCCUGGCAGGGACUGAUCCACAGAGCUGUGAUACGGAGUUGGGGAAGUGCUCAUGUGUUGAUCAUACUGGCCAAUGCAGCUGCAAGGUUAAUGUGGAAGGUGUCCACUGUGACAGGUGCAAGCCUGGUACAUUUGGUCUCUCUGCCAGAAACCCACUUGGCUGCAGCAGUUGCCACUGCUUUGGCGUGACUACGCAGUGCAGUGAGGCAAGGGGGCUGAUUCGCAAGUGGGUGACCUUGAAGCCAGAGCAAAUGAUUCUGCCGCUGGUGGAUGAAAAGCUUCAACGUAGCACUCUUUCAGGAAUUGCAUUCCAGCCUCCUGAAAUAGUAGCAAAUAUAGAACAGGUCAUGCAGGAUCUUCGGUCAGAACCCGUUUACUGGAGGCUUCCAGAGCAGUUUGAGGGACAAAAGCUGGCUGCUUAUGGAGGGAAACUGAAAUAUGCAAUCUACUUUGAAGCACGAGAAGAGACAGGUUUUACUACUUACUACCCACAAGUCAUCAUCAGAGGUGGGCCUCCCACCCACACAAGAAUUAUUGUCCGGCAUAUGGCUGCCCCUCUGAUUGGGCAGCUGACGAGGCAUGAGAUAGAGAUGACAGAGCAUGAAUGGGAAUAUUAUGGUGACGACCAAAGAGUCAGAAACACUGUGCUCUGGGAAUAUUAUCAUGAUGACUCAGGUGUCAACAGGACGGUGUCCCAGGCAGAUUUCACAUGGAAACAUUAUGGAGAUGACUCAAGACCAAGUAGAGCUGUAUCCCGGGAAGACUUCCUGAAUGUGUUGUAUGAUGUUCAUUACAUUCUUAUUAAGGCUACUCAUGGCAAUAUCAUGAGGCAGAGCAGGAUUUCUGAGAUCUCAAUGGAAGUUGCUGAAGGCGGCACUGUGUCUGGGAUGACUCCUCAGGCUCACUUGAUUGAGAAAUGUGACUGCCCAUUGGGUUAUUCUGGUUUGUCCUGUGAG